AUGAAGACUGAUUGGGAAAAAUACACUCAUCUUCAACUAUUUUUAAAAUACUCCUUAAACUCUCAAAAAAAUCCAUCACAAAUUGUUAAUCAUAUUCUUUCCUUUGUUAAUUUCAAUUCUAAUUCUAACGUACCAAUCAACGUAAAUGAUUCGUCAGAAAAAAGGAAAUUAAAUCAUUUAUCAAAUUAUUGUAAAAUUAGGAAAAUUAAUAACGAUAAAGCUAAUAAUUGUAAUUAUAUAGAAAAUGGAAAUCAUAUUUCAAACAUUGAAACUAAUACCACUAAUACAAAUAAUACAAAUAAUACUAAUUUGACAAUUAGAGAGGAAAAUAACUCUAUAGAAGAUACUUCUGCGAAUGAUGACAGGAAUGUGGAGAAUGGUAGUGAUUUAAUAUUUGAUAUGAAGUAUUGUAGCUUACAGUUACCAAUACCAUUAGAAGUGUAUCAGAGCGAUGAGGGAUUAUAUACACUGGAAAGUGACCAGAGUGAGUUAAUAACGAGUUAUGACGUAUGUUUCGAUGAGGAAAUGGCGAGUAAUUUUAUAAUGGUUGAACCUUUUCGGUUCUUAUGCAAAGUUCACAUUACAUUUGAUGAUAAAUUGGGUCACCAGUGGUGUUGCUGUUACUUUGACGCCAGAGGCAACUGUACCAAAAAAAGAUUCAACACCUCAAGUUUGGCCUUCAACACAGCUAAAAUGCUCGCUCACAGAUGUAAAGAAGCUGCUGAACACUCGUUUCACAAUAUUUGGAUUUUAAAACAUAAAGAUGCUCUAAAUUGGCCUAUUCCAACUAAUCUUACUAAUUCAUUCAUUGAUCUUAUUGAUAAAGUUAAAAACGAGUUAACUAAUAAAAACUGCCCUAACUGCUCUAUAAAUAACAUUAAACACAUUCUUAACUCCUUUUAA
Theileria annulata is the source of this 903-nucleotide messenger RNA. RefSeq lists its product as uncharacterized. The transcript has a single exon. The coding region runs from base 1 to 903 and encodes 300 amino acids. NCBI's taxonomy places the organism in Eukaryota, Apicomplexa, Aconoidasida, Piroplasmida, Theileriidae. The record is from RefSeq and is a predicted model, not a curated record.